AUGAGUCCCUACCAGCACGACCUGCUGGGCCACGAUAAUCCGAGGGUGGAGAAACUCGUACCGAACCUAAUGUCCAAGACCAAGUACGUCGUGCACUAUAGAAACUUGCAGUUUUAUCUCGCCAAGGGACUCGUGCUGACCAAGGUUCAUCGCAUCGUCGAGUUUACGCAGAGACCGUGGAUGAAAGAGUACAUCGACAUGAAUACUGAGCUUAGAAAGGCGGCAAAAACCGACUUUGAAAAGGACUUUUUCAAGCUAAUGAACAAUUCCGUUUUCGGCAAGACUAUGGAAAAUGUUCGCAACAGGCAAACCGUUCAUUUGUGUAAAACUGGCGAAACUCGUAAAAAAACCAAGCUCUUUUCGCAACCAAACUUUAAUAGCUUUGUCGAUAUUAACGAUGACCUCGUUGCCAUCCACAUGAACAAGACGCGGGUCAAGCUCAACAAACCCAUCUAUUGCGGAACGGCCGUCUUGGAUCUGAGCAAGCUUUUAAUGUACGAGUUUUGGUACGACAAGCUCGUACCCGCGUACGGCGAUCGCGUCAAGCUCUUGUACACAGACACCGAUAGCCUGUUUCUCAAGAUCGCCACCGAGGACGUUUACGCCGACAUGCGAGAAAAUUUAGAUUGGUUCGACACGAGCAACUAUGACGAGGACAGUCGUCUGUACAGCGAGAAAAAUAAAAAGGUUCUAGGAAAGAUGAAGGACGAAUUGGGCGGACGCGUCAUGACGGAAUUUGUAGGACUCAGACCGAAAAUGUACUCAAUCAAGACGCAAGAUCCGAGGUUGGAUGUCAAGCGGGCAAAGGGAGUCGCCAGAUACGUUGUAAGGGACCGUUUAAAUCACGACGAUUACGUGCGAGUGUUGGCGAGAAGAGAGGAUAUGCAUUGCGACAUGAGUUCGAUUCGAAGCAGCAAGCAUGUGCUUUACACGAUCAAGCAGACUAAAAAGUCGCUAUCUCCGUUAGACACUAAACGGUAUGUACUCGACGACGGAAUAACUACCUACGCGUACGGACAUAACAAGAUAGAGCAUACCCCUGACUAG
This is a messenger RNA of Anneissia japonica, 1047 nucleotides long. RefSeq lists its product as uncharacterized. The record is from RefSeq and is a predicted model, not a curated record. The coding region runs from base 1 to 1047 and encodes 348 amino acids. Gene Ontology annotation, molecular function: nucleotide binding; nucleic acid binding. NCBI's taxonomy places the organism in Eukaryota, Metazoa, Echinodermata, Crinoidea, Comatulida, Comatulidae. The transcript has a single exon.